ACGGGACCUGGCAACCCACUAGGAAAACACUACGCGCCUUGGCAGGGCCCAAGCCGUAGGUAUGGUGUGGACGAUUAACUUCUGCACAGUGUGAAAAACAGAAUAAGAAAAUACAAAAUGCCUGUAACACACGGCAGACGGAGCUCUCCAGUCAUCAGACAUGACAAGUUAAUGGACCCAUUAUUCACAUUUCCUGGAGAUGACAGAGGCAUCGUAUUGUCCACUUUUUCUCAGGAUGGACUUCCUUCACCAGCUCCGUCAUACAGCUCUGUGAGAAACAGCCAGCCAGUGGAUCGACUUAAUGCGCUGAGCGGAGCACAAGGUUUUACACUAUCAGAUAUGCACAGAGUGCUGUCUCGGUGUACGUCUGUGAAUAGUGAUUGGUCAAUGGACAGAGCAGUCAGCCCUCGGAUUUUCUCACCCCGUAUUAUCUCUCCAGCUCCAACAUGCACAUCUGGCCAGUCAGAGGACAAUGCCAGUUCAUUUAAAAGCAGGAUGAAGAGGUGCAGGAUGUCAUAUCCUUGUAUGUCAUCGAAUAGUUAUCAGUUAUCAGUUAUGGACAACCAAUGCCGGACAAAGAUGGAAACAGCAUCACCAGCUCCGACGUGUUCUUCUUUCACAUCUGACCUGUCUACGCCUGAACACAUUAAACGCAGGAGGAGACCGGGACAGAUACCGUCCCCCUGCCUGUCUUUUAGAAGUGAUCAGUCUAUGGGAGAACCCAUCAGAUUCAACAAAGGAAACUUCUCUCCAUACAUGAGCUACACUGGACCUGGAGUUAUGGCCUGUGAUAUCUGCCCUGGGAGGAAGAUGAGAGCGGUGAAGUGGUGCCUGACCUGCAGCGUAGCUUACUGUGAAGCCCACGUGAGGCAGCACUACACUGUAGAAGCGCUGCAGAGACACACACUCUCAGACGUGACGGGGGAUCUGGAGACGAGAAUCUGCCGGCUGCACCACAGAGCUCUGGAGGUCUUCUGCAAAACCGACCAGGUCUUCAUAUGUCUCGUUUGUGUGAUGGAGGGACAUAAAGAUCAUGACACUCUGCUGUGCAAAGGUGGAAGUCAUGUUGCUCAGGCAAAAAUAACAGCAGAUCUGCACCAAAUAACAUUCUACUUAAGAGAGUACAAGAUGGAGAUGAAGCAUCUCCUCAAACACAAUGAAGAGUUGACAGCAAAAGUUAAGAACCUUGAGAGAGCCGAGUUGGAGUUGUCUCACCUCACAAAGCGUUUCUGCAAAGGACUUCAGGAUUCCACGGAUUUUACCUCUGAGUUUGUCGAGGUCGCUGCACUGGGGCGCCCGUUGGACCUCGGGAUGCUGUAUGACUGCCGCAGUGAUUCCUUUAGCUCCGAUAUCAUCCUGUGGGAAAAGAGUCUAAUAUCCGCCAUGAAGCUGUCGAUCCCUCGACCCCAGACUGAUACGAAGAUUUUAGAGAAAGACACUCUACAGGACAGACUUACAGCUUUGGACCUGAGCGUUUCUCUCAGGGCUAGUGUUGUAUCAGGGCUGGUUGAGAUCUCAGGAGCUUCUGCAUUUAUUAAUCAUCCUGUUCAGUCCCAGCUGCAGGACCGAGUCACUCUGCAUUACAGAGCCUCCACCAGACUGGACAUGCUCAGUCACGAACUGCUACACAGAUUUCCGCUCUCAGUGACCGGCUCGACCACAGCCACACACGUGGUUGUAGCUGUGCUGUACGGAUCUCAGGCAUUUUUUGUCUUUGAUAACAAGAAGGAAAGAAGUGCUGAAAACACAGAUCUGAAAGAAGUAGUCAAGAAGAUGAUCGCUUCCUCCAGUCAGACAGAUUUACUCUCCAGGCUCACUGAAAAAGAAAAGACAACCUCUUCAUUAUAUGAUUGUGAUGCCUUUAUUGAUGGAGAUGUUCCGCAAAGUCCUGUGGAUAGCACACUUCAAAAUGCAGGAGCAGUUCCUCUUAAAGUCUGGCUCUACCCUCUGAAGAAUCUGGACCAAACGUCAGCUUGCGUUGUUAAAGACAUCAGUGAAGACCAACUAUGUAAAGCAGAGAAAGUUCUGGAAAAACUGAAGACGGACAUCAGCUUUUGUCAACAUCUGAUGUCCAUUGACGGUGGUCAUGAUGUAUUUACAAUGUUUCCGGUCCUAAAAGAAGCUCUGUCUGAGUUUUCUUCACUUCUGCAGCAGUACCAGUUCAAUUUUCAGAGAAGACUGGCCUCCUGUAUCAAGACCAUACGAGAGACAGGAGCAGAAGAAGAAGAGGAGAACUUGCGAGAUCUUCUGGAAAGAAACAACCUAUCGCCAUUCAGUUCACGGUGCACGCAUCAGUGGCUCCAAAACAGAAACGCUCAAGUUAGAGCUUUGAUCCAGUGCAGAUCUGCUAAGAUCAGAAUUCUGAAGGCUGAAAAUGACCUACAGCACUUUGUACAAGACUGCCAAGCAGACACAGUGUUGUGUUUCACUUUUACGUCGCUGGAGGGGGAAGAUCCGUUUCUUUCAGCUCUGAGGCAGAACACUGAAUCAGUAAACACAGUGAUCGCCACAGAGGCACAGCAAGCAUUCAGGAUUUCAGAUACAAGUCUGAAAACCCUCUCUGACCUUCAGUCAUUUAUUUUAAAUAAAGAGAACAGUGAGAGCAUGCAAGAAACCAUGUUCAUUGCCGCGUCUGUCCCUGAUUUUCAUUUUCCUGGCUCUGCUAUACAUCUUUACCAGUCUGGAAAGUUGGUAAGCCGAAAUGUAAAACUUGGUGUAAAACCGGACCCCCCAGAAAUAAUUACAGUGCAACAGACACGUGUGACGAUGAAGCUGCAGAGUUUAAAGACCCAAACUGCUGAACAUUACAGAGUGGAGUACAGAGCAGUGAAGGAAGAUAGAAGUCCUGCUGAUACGAAAUGGAGAGUCAUCUCUUACAGCGGAGAGAAUUGUGUGGUUUCGGCUCUUGCACCAGGGACACACUACCAACUCAGAUACGCUGUAAUGGAGAGUAAUGGCAUGAGCGACUACAGCAGAAUUACAGAGUUCCAGACAGCCUCAAGAGCUAGACCUGGACAACCUACAGUGCUUAAACUGAAUAAGGAAUCUCUCUACGUUGCCUGGCAGAGGGCUGAGACUGAUGAAGACUCCCUGGUGCUCUACUACAUAGUGGAGUAUUUGGAAGCUGGUCUGGAGGGUUGGCAGUCCUUUCAAACCGAUGGACCUGUGUGUGAAUGCACCAUAACUCUUCCAUACAGCACCUGUUACAGAGCCAGAGUCUCUGCUGUCUACGGACACGCAGACGUCAGCACUCCCAGUGAGGAAACAAAGGUUCCUGUUCGUGUCUGGUCCAUAGACCUCUCAAAGAGAAAGGCUUCAAUCUUCCUGGAAGUCCUGCGACUCCAAACAACAAAGAAAUCUGUAAAGCUUAGAGACUGUACAGAUGAAGAGAGUGAAGUGCAGAGCUUCCUUCAGUGUCUAUCCUAUAUAUCACAGCUGAGUGUUGAUCCACCUCAGACUCGGAGAGAAUCGCUUCACGAAUGGAGUAAUAAAGUGAUGUCGUUCCUGAUGAAUCUGUGUCUGCAAGCAGCAAUCCAUCAGAAAGAGAAAAUUCAGGAAACUGUACAGAAAUUACCUUUAUGUUAUUUCAAGACUUACCAAGAGCAGUCUGCUUUCCUACUGGACCUGUACUCACGUGUAAAGGACUACGAGACUCAAACGGGCGAGAAUAUCCGACCAGUCUUACAGGCUGUUUACCAGACACUUCCUGAAGUCUGGUGCUUAAACCUGUCAGAGAGGAAGGCUUCACUCUUCCUGGAAGUGCUGAAACUCCAGCCAGUGAAGAAAGCGGUAAAGCUGAGAGGAUGGUCAGAGGAAGAGAGUGAAAUGAGGAGCCUUCUUCAGUGUCUGCCCUACAUCUCCCAGCUCAGUUUUAUUCCACUCCAGCCUCAAAGAGGGUGCUCUCAAGAACGGAAGAAGAGGGUGAGAAGAUUUCUGCUGGACCUGUGUCUGCAAGCAGCUCUCCACCAGAAAGACAAGAUUCAGACAAUCAUUGAGAAAUGUUUCAAGACAGAUAAAGAAAUGUCCGUUUUCCUGCUGCUUCUUUACUCACACGUCAGAGACCAUGAGACUCAAACAGGCAGGAGCGUCCUUCCAGCGUUACAGGCUGUUUACAGUUCGCUCCCUAAAAUCUGGUCCAUAGAUCUCUCAGGUGAAAAGGCUUCACUCUUCCUGGAAGUGCUGAAACUCCAGCCAGUGAAGAAAGCAGUAGAGCUGAGAGGAUGGUCAGAGGAAGAGAGUGGAAUGAGGAUCCUUCUUCAGUGUCUGCCCUACAUCUCCCAGCUCAGAUUCGGUUUCGUUCUGCAUGGAAAAAGAAGGACGUUAACCACCUUGCGCUUUCUGGUGAAGCUGAUGGCUGGAGUGGCAGAGCGCAGUGCAGAAACAGGGGAGAGCUUCACUGAACAGCUGGCAUCUCUGUGCAGCUUCAGAACCUUCUGUUUUUCUGGAGAUGAUGAGGAAUUUGACAACGUUGCCCACUGUAAUAUACUUCUAGAUCUGUACUUGCAUGUGAAGGACUACGAGGCAGAAACAGGCAGGAGCGUCCUUCCAGCAUUACAGUCAGUUUACGAGUCGCUUCCUGAAGUCUGGACCAUAAACCUGUCAGACAAGAAGGCUUCACUCUUCCUGGAAGUGCUGAACCUCCAAACGGUGAAGAAAGCGGUAGAGCUGACAGGCUGGUCGAAUGAGAAGAGGAAAGUGAGAAGCUUCUUUCAGUGUCUGCCUCGUAUCUCCCAGCUCAGGAUGUGUGGUGAUGUGCUGCUGAGAAUGGCACAAGCAAAGUCACUGAGGUCUCGUGCUCCUGUGACCCUUGAUGAGCUUGUGCUCACCGAGAGCAGCGCUCAGCAACCAGAGGGGACGCCUUGUAGGAUCCUGACAAGCUUAGGCUUCCUUCUGAAACACUGGGACAUACAGUGUUUGAACCUGACUGAGUGCGAGAUGGCGGCCCCUUCACUGACAGGCUUACUGAAUCAUCAAGGACCUCUAACCAUCAGAUUCUCUGAAGAGACUCUCCAGAAGCUGGUUGCAGUUGUUUAUGAAGCUCAGGAUGAAGAUCUUACCCGCAGUUUCCUGCGAAAUGCUGGCGGAGACCUGACUUCCUGCUCUCUGAGUUGGGAUGUGAUUCACAGUUUCCUGCAGCAUCAUACUGUCACUGUAGACUUUAGAAGAAGCACCAUUAAACAGGAGAACAUGCAAGACCUUCUGCUGGUGCUGAACAAAGUUCAUCUCAGAGGGUUGAAGUCCAGCUUUGUGCUGUCCAUCAUGAGAAAGCUUUAUGAGACUUCUUCUGCACACUGCGUGUCCAGCCUGUUGAGCUCAACAAAGAACUGCAUUAACCUGGAGAACAGAAAGCUGAACUCUGUUGACUGCGCUGCGCUGCGCUUCACCCUGGAGCACUGCACAGGCGUCUGUCUCAACCUGCUGUGGACCUCCGUACCACAGGGGGAGCUAGAGAGCAUUGUGCCACUGCUCAGCCAUGUCUCCCAUCUCAGGGUUGACAGGUUGCUGUUGCUGAGAUUGCUCCACUGCUGCAAUGUUCCUGAGCUCCAACAGGAGGCAGCAGUUCUGCUCUCUGCUCUACACCACAAGCUGGACUUCUCCUGCCACGACGCUCUGGACCUCACAGCAGACACGACGACAAACGGUCUGGUUCUGAGCAGUGAGGACUGCAGAGUCAUCGCCACAGCUAUCCAGAGAGCUCACACACACAUUCAGCUCACUUUUCAGGACUGCGAGAUAGAGGAGGCAGGAGUGGAGCAGCUCUUUCCUGUUCUACACACGGUCACACUGGACUGCAGUAAAGCUCUGCUGCUUCGAUUCCUGUCCCUUGUGCGCGUGGGAACCGAGGCGGUCCACGUGGAGCGAGCAAUGGCUCUCUCCCAGGCUUUGAGACAUGAAGUGGACCUGAGUGAGACUCAGCUGAACCCGCAGGCCUGCGAGUCACUGGCACUGGUUCUGGAGUAUUCUGAAGGGCUUUCAGAACUGGACCUCAGCCACUGCCAGCUCACCGACCACGAGCUGGAGCCGCUGAUGCCACACCUACACAAAACCAGCGUCCUCGACCUCAGCCACAAUCACAUUACUGACGUCUCAGGAAGAAAGAUCUACGAUAUUAUCUCAAGGAACAGCAAUAUUCAGACUGUGUGUCUCUUCAACAACAGAAUCACAGACUCGUCACGCUUUCUCAUGGACCAGCGCUUUGAGAUUUGGUGAUGGUCACUGGAGUUUAACUGUUACUAAUAUUGUUUCAGCUGUAAAGUAGUAGGUAUAGGACAGUUUUCUGCUAAACUGCAAGCUGAUCUUGAUGAGCUCGACUCUCAGAAAGACCUUAGAGGCUAGGUUUGUGAUCCGCAUUCCAUUUGGCUGACUUGUUAAAGUGCUUUUUAGCAAGUGCUAAGUGUGAGUCCAAUUUUGGCCUCCUUGGAGUGAAAUGACAAAAACAAACCUGCAGGUUAGAAAUAUGUAUGUUUUGAUGUCAUAACAGUGAAACUAGCCAAUCAUGGGUGUCCGUGAGCUCAGGUAUGUGGAAGGAGGCGGAUGGCACUUUCCUCAGAGUGCUAAAAAGAGUGGAGUUAGUGGAUAACAUCACAGCUUUUUAAAACUGGGGGAUAUUAGUGUAUAAUACCACUUCAGUUUUUUUUUUUUUUUUUUUUUUUUUUUUUUUUUAAAAGUGUGGUGUUAGUGGAUAACACAGCAUAAAAAAAAUUGGGGGAUGUUGGUGCAUAAUAUCAGGCCGGUCCAGGGGAACUAUCAGCGCUCCGCUCACAUGCUCUGCUGACUGUUUAUUUGCACAUCAGUAUUCUGAUAUUAAUUGGAAAUUGGCAAUAUUAGUAUCGAGUCGUUUGUGUUUUUUUUGUAUGAUUGAUUUCAUGUAAACUCUAGAGAUGUAGUGUGUGAAAAUGCCAGAUGCUGUGCAGGUUUGGAAAUAAUCAAAGCAACUUCUCUCUUCAGUCACAAAAAUAAAAAUGUAUAAAAUAUAA
Messenger RNA from Pangasianodon hypophthalmus (striped catfish), 6977 nucleotides. RefSeq lists its product as uncharacterized. The record is from RefSeq and is a predicted model, not a curated record. Gene Ontology annotation, molecular function: zinc ion binding; protein binding. Bases 118 to 6210 code for a protein of 2030 amino acids. The transcript is spliced from 25 exons. NCBI's taxonomy places the organism in Eukaryota, Metazoa, Chordata, Actinopteri, Siluriformes, Pangasiidae.